AUGAACUGGGCCGCCUUCGAAGGCUCUGAGCUCUUCAUCCCAGGAGGGGUGCAGCUGGAGGCGAGAUGUCCGCUGAGCACAAAUAUCACAGAAUGGUACCAUUACUAUGGCAUUGCAGUGAAGGAAAGUUCCCAAUAUUAUGAUGUGAUGUACUCCAAGAAAGGAGCUGCCUGGGUGAGCGAGACAGGCAAGAAAGAAGUGAGCAAGCAGACUGUGGCAUAUUCACCCCGGUCCAAACUAGGCACGUUGCUGCCUGAAUUUCCCAAUGUCAAGGAUCUCAAUCUGCCAGCCAGUCUGCCUGAGGAGAAGGUUUCUACCUUUAUUAUGAUGUACAGAACCCACUGUCAGAGAAUACUGGACACUGUAAUAAGAGCCAACUUUGAUGAGGUUCAAAGCUUCCUUCUGCACUUUUGGCAAGGAAUGCCGCCCCACAUGCUGCCUGUGCUGGGCUCCUCCACCGUGGUGAACAUCGUUGGCGUGUGUGACUCCAUCCUCUACAAAGCCAUCUCCGGGGUGCUGAUGCCCACCGUGCUCCAGGCGCUACCUGACAGCUUAACUCAGGUGAUCCGAAAGUUUGCCAAGCAGCUGGACGAGUGGCUAAAAGUGGCUCUCCAUGACCUCCCAGAAAACCUGCGCAACAUCAAGUUUGAAUUGUCGAGAAGGUUUUCCCAAAUUCUGAGACGGCAAACAUCACUAAAUCAUCUUUGCCAGGCAUCCCGAACAGUGAUCCACAGUGCAGACAUCACGUUCCAAAUGCUGGAAGACUGGAGGAACGUGGACCUGAACAGCAUCACCAAGCAAACCCUUUACACCAUGGAAGACUCUCGCGACGAACACCGGAAACUCAUCAUCCAGUUGUACCAGGAGUUUGACCACCUCUUGGAGGAGCAGUCUCCCAUCGAGUCCUACAUCGAGUGGCUGGAUACCAUGGUGGACCGGUGUGUUGUGAAGGUGGCUGCCAAGAGACAAGGGUCUCUGAAGAAGGUGGCUCAGCAGUUCCUCUUAAUGUGGUCGUGUUUUGGCACAAGGGUGAUCCGGGAUAUGACCUUGCACAGUGCUCCGAGCUUCGGGUCUUUCCACCUGAUUCACUUGAUGUUUGACGACUACGUCCUCUACCUAUUAGAAUCUCUGCACUGUCAGGAGCGGGCCAAUGAGCUCAUGCGAGCCAUGAAGGGAGAAGGGAGCACUGCGGAGGUCCGAGAAGAAAUCAUCCUGACGGAGGCCGCCCCACCAACCCCUUCACCGGUGCCGUCGUUUUCUCCAGCAAAAUCUGCCACAUCUGUGGAAGUGGCACCUCCUUCCUCCCCUGUCAGCAAUCCAUCCCCUGAGUACACGGGGCUCAGCACUACAGGAGCAAUGCAGUCCUACACGUGGUCUCUGACAUACACGGUGACGACGGCGGCUGGGUCCCCAGCUGAAAACCCCCAGCAGCUGCCCUGUAUGAGGAGCACCCACGUGCCUUCGUCCUCGGUCACACACAGGAUACCAGUGUAUCCCCACAGGGAGGAGCACGGAUACACAGGAAGCUACAACUAUGGGAGCUAUGGCAACCAGCAUCCGCAUCCGAUGCAGAGCCAGUAUCCAGCCCUCCCUCAUGACACAGCCAUCUCUGGGCCACUCCACUACUCCCCUUACCACCGGAGCUCUGCACAGUACCCCUUCAAUAGCCCCACUUCCCGGAUGGAACCUUGUUUGAUGAGCAGUACUCCCAGACUGCAUCCUACCCCAGUCACUCCCCGAUGGCCAGAAGUGCCCACAGCCAACACGUGCUACACAAGCCCGUCUGUGCAUUCCACGAGGUAUGGAAACUCUAAUGACAUGUACACACCCCUGACCACGCGCAGGAAUUCUGAGUACGAGCACAUGCAACACUUUCCUGGCUUUGCUUACAUCAACGGAGAGGCCUCCACAGGAUGGGCUAAGUGACUGCUGUUCUAGGAAAAUCCAUAUUUAAUAUUAAUAAUAAUAAUUAAUAAUAAUAAUAAACCCAAUACCCACUCCCCAGAAGACUUUAUCUCUAUACAUCAUAACUCAUGGGCUGUUUCUAAGUGUCCGUUUUCCUAGUGAAUGUGAGGAUGGGAUUCAAUGUGGGAUAAAUAAAAUUUAGUUCAGAAACAGGACUUACUAAAAGUCAGUGGGAUUGGGUUCCUGUAGCCAAGCCAGACUGUUUCUAUAGAGCACUAUCUCGGGCAGGCCAAUCUGUGCCUUUUCCCUCUGUUCCAUGACUCUGCUUUGUGUUGUGUUGGCAGCCACUCCCAGUAAGCUACUUAUUUUCUGUUGACAAAAGCUCUUUAGUCUUGAAGGAUGGAUACUGGAAAUGGAAUCUGGUUUGUGUUCUUGGAUGGGCACAUGCAAGAGCAUUCGCCUUGCCAUCUGUCUGUCAUCUUAUCAUACAAUGAGCAGUCCUCAGACAUGUUUUAUGCCUCCCUGCUUCCUGUUGGUAGCAUCGCUACUUCCUGGAGCUCCAGGGCUAAGGGGAGGUGUCUGGAAACUCUGGAUUCCCUGUCCUCCGGGUGUCUGUCACAGUACCUGCAUUGUCUUGGAAUGUGAGCAGUGUCUGGAGGGAAGGAAGAGGCCUGUUCUGUAUUGCCUUAAGUUGACUGAGGUUUGUAGGGGACCGGUUCUUCUACAUAUAAGGAUUUGUCCUAAGUUUGCACAAUGGCUAGUGUCAGCAAAAGGCAGGAGAGGGACUUUUUGAAUUCUGUGAGAAUGUGGAUUUAUGGUGUUGAGUAUCACACUCAGUUCUACUGUGUUAACUUUGUGAAACUGGAUGGACCAAACUUUUAACUUACUGAGCAGCAAGUGUGAAAAUUACUUUCAUGGUUCCUUCAUAAGACUAUAAUUUCCCGACACUUUGAUAAAAUUCAAAGCUGUGCCUUUGAGCCUAUACUAUUCUGUGUAUGUGUGGAAAUAAAAAUGUAUUGUACUUUUGGAAAUUUUUUUCGUAGGCAUUUUUCCGUCAGAUUUGUAGCAAUUUGUGAGGUUUGUUAGAGAUUAACAUAGGUUUUCUUUCUGUAUUAUAAAAUGCACCAAGCAAUUAUGGUGGACCUAUUACCCUAUGGGUAAGAAAUAAAUGGAAAUAUG
This is a messenger RNA of Lepus europaeus (European hare), 3084 nucleotides long. RefSeq names its product regulatory factor X4 (gene RFX4). Bases 1 to 1926 code for a protein of 641 amino acids. The record is from RefSeq and is a predicted model, not a curated record. The transcript is spliced from 14 exons. Gene Ontology annotation, molecular function: RNA polymerase II cis-regulatory region sequence-specific DNA binding; DNA-binding transcription factor activity, RNA polymerase II-specific. Gene Ontology annotation, biological process: regulation of transcription by RNA polymerase II. NCBI's taxonomy places the organism in Eukaryota, Metazoa, Chordata, Mammalia, Lagomorpha, Leporidae.